Periconia digitata is the source of this 579-nucleotide messenger RNA. Lineage: Eukaryota; Fungi; Ascomycota; Dothideomycetes; Pleosporales; Periconiaceae. The record is from the annotation of a GenBank genome assembly.
GUAAUGCAAUGCAAUGCAAUGCAGAUCAUUGUUACAAAGUGUUAUAAGCAGCUUUCCCUCGCAAAUUUCUCUAUAUUGAUAACUCACAUUUCGCCGCCCCAAGUUCCAUCCAAAAAGCUUUCCAUUACUACCGACAUGUCCUCCUUUGUAGGCCUCGGCCGUACCCAACUUCUCAAGCCCGUCAUAGCGCUAGCAGGAUGGACUUUUGUUCAAGAGAUCUGGAUGUACGCAACCCGCAUCCCCGCCAUCUACAAGUACCAAGUCAGCUUUGAAGAGGAUAAAGUCAAGGAAGACAAACAUACCAAGAUUCCUCUGUGGGUGCACCGCAUGGCCGACAACUAUAACAACCUACACGAGCAACCCCAGGUCUUUUACGCAGUAGCCCUCACCUUGACGCUGCUUGGAGAAGAUCACCAGUAUACUCGCCUUGCUGCUUGGGGAUAUGUGGGAAUCAGAGUUGCUCACAGUUUGUGGCACAAUCUGGUCAAUGAGCCUUUUGUACGGUUAUGUAUGUUCUCGUCCAGUUCAGUUGUCCUUGCUGGGCUCACUGCACGUGCUGCCUCGUGCCUAUUUCUUUAA